Microthlaspi erraticum is the source of this 1032-nucleotide messenger RNA. NCBI's taxonomy places the organism in Eukaryota, Viridiplantae, Streptophyta, Magnoliopsida, Brassicales, Brassicaceae. The record is from the annotation of a GenBank genome assembly.
AUGAGGAACAAAUCCCACUCUUUCAUCAAGACAAAGCUCAUAGUCAUUUUCUGCUCAAUUUUGGUCUUGAUCAUAUUCGUCUUGAAAAGAACAAGCAUCUCUUCUUCCUCUUCAAACUCUGUUUCUCACUCAACCACACGAGAGAAGCAUUACCAAAACCCUAAAUGCCCACAACAAUGCACCAAAUUGCCCACUUCUCUAUCCGAUGCAUUGGUUCACUACGUCACAACAGAGAUCACUCCACAGCAAACGUUUAGCGAAGUCUCUGUUUCAAAGAGAGUCUUGGACAAGAAAUCUCCUUGUAACUUUCUCGUCUUUGGCUUAGGACACGAUAGCUUGAUGUGGGCUUCUCUCAAUCACGGUGGACGCACUUUGUUCCUCGAGGAAGACAAAGCUUGGAUCGAGACAGUGACUAAGAAAUUCCCAAACUUGGAAUCAUACCACGUCGUGUACGACACGAAGCUGAAAGAUUCGAUCAAGCUCAUCGAGCUAGAGAAAACAGAGGAUUGCAAAUCCGUCUCUGAUCCGAGAGAUUCGAAAUGUGCUCUGUCGCUCAAAGGUUUUCCGGCGGAUGUUUACGAGACGCAAUGGGAUCUGAUAAUGGUCGAUGCUCCUACUGGGUACCACGACGAAGCUCCGGGGAGGAUGAGCGCUAUUUACACGGCGGGUUUGUUAGCUCGCAACCGUUUUGACGGCGGCGAAACUGACGUUUUCGUUCACGACGUUAAUCGACCGGUGGAGGACGAGUUCUCGGCGACGUUCUUGUGCCGAGGAUACUUGAAGGAGCAGGAAGGGAGGCUCAGACAUUUCACCAUCCCUAGCCAUCGGACUCGCUCCGUGGGAGUAGUUGAUGUUAGCAAGGAGUUAGUGUGCGGGAUAAUUGAUUAUUUAGGGGAGUUCAACUUCAGGAAGAUGGCAGAGUGGUCCUUGAAGACAUUUCUCAUGGUCUGCAACAAGGUGGAUCCAACGGUGAAGCCUCCAGGUUCUUACAUGAACAGGCUCAUCGAGACCAACUUCAAAGUUGAAUCAUGA